This is a messenger RNA of Rhipicephalus microplus (southern cattle tick), 1149 nucleotides long. It is a transcript of the gene DCTN6-p27, whose product is annotated as dynactin subunit 6. Lineage: Eukaryota; Metazoa; Arthropoda; Arachnida; Ixodida; Ixodidae. Gene Ontology annotation, biological process: mitotic spindle organization. Gene Ontology annotation, cellular component: dynactin complex. Gene Ontology annotation, molecular function: dynein complex binding. The record is from RefSeq and is a predicted model, not a curated record.
UGCGAAUCUCAAAGGCUAUGCUUUUGAGCAUGUUUAUACUAGAAUAUACUGCCAGUAUAUUUUGUCUACUUCAUAGCCGACUUGUUUGGUAGCCAGUUUCCUUCCUUCAUGAUCCUUCGUAAUCCGUUGUCGUAUCCAUGAGUCUUCCUAAAAUGGUCGUCGAGGAGUGGUUUUGGAAGCUGUCAAUUUGUCGUUAAAGUUAGUUUACAGCGAUCACACAGCCACGUUUUUGCGUUGUAGCUAGAAUUCUCAAGUAGCGACGCUUACUCUUUCGGAUAAUGAGCACGGCAUCCCUUACCCAAGCCUCCUGGCGGAACUGUGAAGAUAUACGCCGGCGCUGUUGUAACAGCAGAAUGCGAAAUAAAAGGAGAUGUUACAAUCGGAAGCCGCACGAUUGUUCAUCCCGCUGCGCACAUUAUUGCUGAAGCUGGGACCUAUCAUCAUAGGGGACAACAACCUUAUUGAAGAACAAGUCUACAUAGUCAACAGGAGAAAGGAAGGGGACCCCCCUGACUCGGAAAUCGUUAUGACAAUCGGGAACAACAACGUUUUCGAAGUUGGCAGUUGUAUCCUUCUGUGUCCUAUAAAAUUAAAAUGGGAUCUUUUGUUCCUUUGUUCGCCCUUGCCUUUGUUUUAUGAUCGUUUUGCGAAGUUUCACAACAUUCAGGAUAAGGUAGAAGUAGCACUCCAUAAAGAACUCUUUCUCACUACAAAAGGAGUUCCUUUGACUAUUUUUUACUCAGAUUCUGAAGCACUUGUAAUAGGCAACAAUAAUGUCCUCGAGUCAAAAAGUAAAUUGGGAAGAUACACUGAGCUGACCAGUGGUUGUGUCAUCGGGGCCAUGUGUGACGUCAGUACUCAUGAGAAGCUCAAGGAAAAUACAGUAAUAUAUGGCCGUACAUGUGAAAGGAGAAUUCAGAACGAAAAGCCAGCAACGCAGACGCUGCAGCUUGACUUCCUGACCAAAGUUCUGCCAAACUACCACUAUUUUUGGAAACCGUCCAAAGGAGAGCAAGUUCUUCAGCAGUUGAAGAAGUAGAGGUGGACAUUCGUGAGUGCCUGCUGCAGUUAAAGUGGUGGUGUGUAAAGAAAGGUGGUGCUGGGUUCUGUGGCAGAUACAUGCGUACAAAAUAAAACUAUAAUGCAUGA